Messenger RNA from Tetranychus urticae (two-spotted spider mite), 3289 nucleotides. It is a transcript of the gene Prm, whose product is annotated as Paramyosin. Gene Ontology annotation, cellular component: myosin complex; bicellular tight junction. The record is from RefSeq and is a predicted model, not a curated record. Lineage: Eukaryota; Metazoa; Arthropoda; Arachnida; Trombidiformes; Tetranychidae.
GAGUGGCUCUAGAGGGAAGGAAAAAGAAGAAAAAAAAAAGAAAACAGAAUUUAGAAGAAAGUUUUUUUUCAAAAAGCAAAACAAAAGUUAAGUGAUAAAACCACAAUUAAACGCGAACCAUCAUCACAAAUAUAACAUACUCGUGGACUCUUUAUCCUUGUUCAUUUACAGUCUCUUUAUUGUUCCUUGUUCUUGUAUUUGUUUGUUGUUUCGCUGCCUUUGCAAUUGUCGUCUAUUCACCGUUUCACCAAGAAAACAACUUUAGAGUUAAAGUUUAUCUACAGAAAUUGUUCAACCGAUUUAAUAGAAAAAUUUAAAAAUAUUUACAACAAUAUUUACCUUCAAUAAUAAGAUAUCACCAUGAGUUCCUCAUCUGUUAGAACGACUAAAUAUAUGUACAAAUCAUCCGGUGGUGGUGGACAUUUGGAUCUUGAAUAUGGAACCGAUAUUGGAGCCCUCACCAGGCUUGAGGAUAAGAUUCGACUUCUCCAAGAAGAUUUGGAAAGUGAACGGGAACUUAGACAAAGGAUCGAACGUGAAAAAUCCGACUUGACUGUCCAAUUGAUGAGCCUUUCUGAGCGACUCGAGGAGACAGAAGGUUCAAGUGAAACUUACGCUGAGAUGAAUAAGAAGCGAGAUUCUGAGCUUGCUAAGCUUAGGAAAUUGUUGGAAGAUGUUCAUUUGGAGAGCGAAGAGAAUUCUCAUCAUUUGCGAUCAAAACACCAAGCUGCCAUUGCUGAGAUGCAAGAUCAAGUUGAUCAAUUGCAAAAGGCCAAGAACAAGUCUGACAAGGAAAAGCAAAAGUUCCAAGCUGAAGUUUAUGAGCUUUUGAACCAAAUUGAGACUGCCAACAAGGAUAAAUUGGUUAUCCAAAAGACUGUUGAAAAGUUGGAACACACUGUUCACGAAUCCAGCAUCAGAAUUGAAGAGUUAACCCGAACAGUAAAUGAAGUUACCUCAACAAAGAGUCGAUUAUCCCAAGAGAAUGCUGAGUUGAUCAAGGAAGUUCACGAGUAUAAGGUUCAUCUAGAGAAUGCCAACCAUUUCAAGACCCAAUUGGCAACUCAAUUGGAAGACACCAAACGACGAUUAGAGGAUGAAGAAAGGAAACGAUCUUCCCUUGAAAAUCAUUGUCACACCAUUGAAAUCGAAUUGGAAUCUCUUAAAGUCCAACUUGAAGAGGAAUCAGAAGCCCGUUUGGAUAUUGAAAGGCAAUUAGCUAAGGCUAAUGGAGACUGUGCUUCAUGGAAGUCUAAAUACGAGGCUGAGCUUCAAGCUCACAACGAUGAAGUUGAAGAACUUCGACGAAAGAUGCAACAAAAGAUUUCUGAAUAUGAAGAACAGCUCGAGGCAUUACUCAAUAAGUGUAGCUCUCUUGAAAAGCAAAAGUCUCGACUUCAAAGCGAAGUUGAAGUACUCAUCAUGGACUUGGAGAAGGCAACAACUCAUGCUCAAAACUUAGAGAAGAGAUGUGCUGCUCUUGAACGAUCAAACUUGGACUUGAAGACCAAGGUUGAUGAGCUCAAUGGACUAUUAGAGAGUACCCAACGUGAUUUGAGAAACAAGAUGGCUGAAUUGCAGAAGUUGACACAUGAAUAUGAGAAAUUGAAGGAUCAAAAGGAUGCUUUGGUUCGGGAGAACAAGAAAUUGCAAGAUGACCUUUCUGAUGCUAAGUCUGCUCUUAACGAUGCUCAUCGACGAAUCCAUGAAAUGGAGAUCGAGAUUAAGCGCCUGGAAAAUGAGCGUGAAGAGCUUAGUGCUGCUUAUAAGGAAUCUGAAGCUAUGAGGAAACAAGAGGAAGCUAAAGCUCAACGAUUAGCCGCUGAGUUAGCUCAAGUUCGACAUGACUAUGAACGACGACUUGCUGCCAAGGAAGAAGAAUUAGAAUCUCUCAGAAAACAAAUGCAAAUCGAGAUUGAACAGUUGAACAUGCGAUUAGCUGAAGCUGAAGCCAAAUUGAAGACUGAAGUUGCUCGAAUCAAGAAGAAGAUGCAAGCUCAAAUAACCGAACUCGAAAUGAGUCUGGAUGUUGCCAACAAACAGAACUUAGAACUCCAAAAGACAAUCAAGAGACAAUCCCUUCAAAUCAGCGAACUCCAAGCUCAUUAUGAUGAGGUUCACCGACAAUUGCAACAAGCCGUUGACCAAUUGGGAGCCCAACAACGACGCAACCAAGCUCUCCAAGCUGAAUUGGAUGAACUCCGAGUCACCCUUGAGCAAACAAUCCGAGCUAAGCGUACCGCUGAGCAACAAUACGAGGAGUCCCAAACAAGGAUAAACGAAUUGACCACAAUCAACAUCAACUUAUCAUCAGCCAAGAGCAAAUUGGAAACAGAGUACUCUGCUCUUCAAGCCGACUACGAUGAAGUCCACAAGGAGUUGAGACUAUCUGACGAGAGAGUACAACGAUUAACCAUUGAAUUGAAAUCCACCAAAGAUAUUUUGAUUGAAGAGCAAGAACGAUAUGUUAAGAUUGAGUCAAUCAAGAAGUCCCUUGAAGUUGAGGUUAAGAGCUUACAAGUUCGUCUUGAAGAGGUUGAAGCUAAUGCUCUGGCUGGAGGCAAACGAGUUAUUGCCAAAUUGGAGAGUCGAAUUAGAGAUGUUGAGAUUGAAUUGGAGGAAGAGAAGAGAAGACACGCUGAGACCCAGAAGAUUAUGAGAAAGAAGGAACACCGAGUCAAGGAGUUGCUCGUACAAUCAGAAGAGGACCACAAGAAUGUCACUCUUCUCCAAGAAACUUGUGACAAAUUGAAUGAGAAGGUUAAGGUUUACAAGAGGCAACUCGCUGAAACGGAGGGAAUGAGUGCCCAAAAUCUAUCCCGAGUUCGACGAUUCCAAAGAGAAUUGGAAGCAGCUGAAGAUCGAGCUGAUAGCGCUGAAAGCAAUCUUUCAAUGAUUAGAGCUAAGCACAGAUCAUGGGUAACUACUAGCACAGUUCCUGGUGGAAUCAAACAAGUCUUUAUAACUGAGAGGGAAGAAUCAUCUCAUUAUUAGAAUCAAUCAAUCCCAAUCAAAAUCCUUUAAAAUAAAAAAACCAAAUAAACAAAUUAAAGCAAACCAAGCCACCUGAGGAAGAAGCAAGAUCCAUAAAAGGCAGAAAAACCUACCGACGAAAGAAGAACACGUCCACCAAUAUCUUAAGAUCCAUUAUUAAAUUUACAUUGUCAAUUCGAAUGUCAGCCAUCAACAACUGCUACAAUCAAUAACUACUACAAAGACAACAAUUAAAUUGAGAAUUGCGAAAAGAAACAUAAGGUGAAGUUAAUAAUAAAAGAAGAAAGGAACAAAA